GUCAAAACAAGCUUUGUAAGUUGAAAACCACGUCAUUAAGGUAAAAACCACGGUUGACCAAGUCAACACCGUACACGGGUGGUUUUCACCAAAAGACUAAACCGAAAGGUGGUUUUCAUGAUGUUUUGAUUGGAGAACCAUUUAAAUACAUUCAGAAACAAAUCUUACACAAAAAGACUCGAAAACCACUUCAUUUAAGUAAAAACCGCGGCUAGCCAAGUUUAUGCCGUUUCGCAUGGUUUUUAUCAAACGACGGAAAACGAAAGAGAAUUUUAGCCUAAAGAGCCAAGGUGUAAAGAUUGGGUCGGUCUUGAUCACAAUUGUGACCGACUCAACGACACCAAGACUACGGUCUUCGUUCUUGGUCUUCUUUUGGCCCUUGUUCUCUUUCUUCUCAUCUUUGGUUAUCGCCUUGUAUAUUCAAUGACUUGUCUCGUUCACGGCGGUUUGGCAUUAUCAAAACCUGUCAUAACAACGAACACGGCUUUAGUACGAAAACAUGAUAAACCCGUAUUUCAACAGAAUGGAUCAGAGAUGGGGACAAAAAUUCUAAAUUUUUUUUCUCUUGGAUUAAGAAGAGAAGAGUACAGAACCAGGUACUGACCAUCAAAAAUAAAGAUGGGCAGACAGUAGAUGGAGGGGAGAAGGUGGCAAAGGUUAUGUUGGAAUACUAUACUGAAUUGUUGGGCACAAAUAUUGAAACUGAAAAUGUUUGUGCUGAGGCCAUGAAUACGGGAUGCAAACUUAGUAUUGAACAGUAGUUAAAUCUAAUAGAGGAGAUUAGAGGGGAACAGAUCAAGGAAGUUAUCUUUGGAAUCCCCAAUAAAAAGAGCCCAGGACCUGAUGGCUUUAGUAGUGGUUUUUUUAAACACCAAUGAACAGUAGUAGGAGAAUUAAUCACUAAGGCUGUUCUGGAUUUUUUCAAGACUGACUGAAGGCUGUACUCCCUGAGAUAGUGGGACAAAAUCAGGGGGCAUUUGUUCAGGGGAGGAAAUUAGCUCACAAUGUAUUGCUCUGCCAUGAACUUAUGAGAGGGUAUAAGAGAAAAGGUAUCUCCCCAAGAUGCAUGAUUAAGCUAGACAUCAGGAAGGCUUAUGAUUCUGUGGGGUGGGAAGCCAUUAUUCAGAUCAUGGAGUUGCUCAGUUUUCCUCAUCAAUUUGUUAACUGGGUUAAACAAUGCAUUACUACUCCUACUUAUUCUAUCCAGCUGAAUGGUGAAGAUUAUGGUUACUUUCAAAGGAAGAGAGGGAUUAGGCAAGGGGACCCUAUAUCACCCUUACUCUUCGUUCUGAUUAUGGAAUAUCUCAGUAGGUUGCUGCAACAGUUGAAGCACAACAAGCUUUUCAGAUUUCAUCCUAUGUGUGGGACACUAAAACUGAUAAAUUUGUGCUUUGCAGACGACCUAAUAGUAGUUUGUAGAGCAGAUGAGAAUUCCAUCCAGUGUGUUAUGAAGGUGCUUCAUAAGUUUCAAAGAACAAUAGGACUGAGUAUCAACAAAGCUAAAUCACAAAUUAUUUUCGGAGGGGUUGAUAAGAGUACUCAAGACAGGCUUCAGAAGAUGAUAGAUAUUCCCAUUGGAGAGUUCCCACUCAGAUACUUAAGGAGCCCAAUUACAGCUGCAAGGGUCAGUGAGAAGGAAUGUGAAAGGCUAGUUCAAAACAUCACUUCUAAGAUUAAUUCCUGGGCAGUUAAACACCUAUCUUAUGCAGGGAGAUGUAGACUAGUUGGUAGUGUCCUACAAGGUAUUAUGACCUUUUGGUGCAAAUUAUUCAUAAUACCAACCAAGGUCAUGAAGAGGGUACAAAGCAUUUGUAGAAAUUUCCUGUGGGGGGCUACCGCUAGUUAUACCAAAAGACCUCUGGUUAAUUGGGAAGAGGUUUGCUUACCCAAAACUUAUGGAGGAUUGGGUUUGAGAAAUAUGGAGCUAUGGAACAGAGCUUAUAUUUACAACUAUUGGUGGGAUGUGGCUAACGACAAGAAGAACCUAUGGGUCAAAUGGAUCCAUGAAAGAUAUAUUAAGAAUGAUAUUGAAAGCUGUGCAGUUCGAUCAGAAAGAUUGCUGUUUUUAUUGGAAGAAGAUUAUUCAUAACAGAAAAUGGUUUGAGAAUAUGGGGAUCUCCAAGGAAUAUACUACUGAACAGGGAUAUGCCUGGCUCCUGGGACUGAAGAAUAAACCUGAUUGGUACCCAAUAGUCUGGAACAAGUUAUCAAUCCCGAAGCAUCAAGUUAUACAGUGGCUGAUCUGCAGAGAUAGACUUGGUGUUAAAACUAAAAUCCAAAGGUUUAUAGAUAUAGACACUACAUGUUACUUGUGUGGCCAAGGAGAGGAAGAUGUAAAUCAUCUCUUCUGUACCUAUCAAUUUGCCAGGGGGAUCUUUGGUAGAAUAUCUGAUUGUCUGGGUUAUAAAUUUGAAGGGAUGGAGUUGGCAGAGGUUAGAAACAACCUGUUGAAUAUGAAGGGCAAGAACAGACAAAAAGCUAUCAGCUGCUAUGCAGCUAUAGCAGCUACUUGUUACCACUUAUGGAGAGCCAGAAAUAAACUUCUACAUGCCAAGAGCAGCACAGUUGAGGAGGAGCUAGUCCACUGUAUCCUAUACCAACUGAACGCCUAUUGGGGAAGAGUAAGAAGUAGGGAGGAUAGUUAGCAUGUGGUAACAAAUUACAUGUAAUAGU
Messenger RNA from Cuscuta campestris, 2673 nucleotides. The record is from the annotation of a GenBank genome assembly. NCBI's taxonomy places the organism in Eukaryota, Viridiplantae, Streptophyta, Magnoliopsida, Solanales, Convolvulaceae.